GUUCAAGAAAAACAUACGAGAUGAUCAUUCCAUACACAAACAUGUUGGUGACCGCUGCGUUGUUGGUGAUGAUAUUGAUCUUGGACACCGUCUCGUCGGGUAUGCUAUUGAACAUAUCGGGAAGUAUAAGGCCUCUACCUCCCAACUGUUUUGAGGCAGUGAGCGCCGCUGGUUCAGAGGCAAAAAGCGGCAUCUACCAAAUACAAUUACCGUUAGAGGGUUGGACGCAUCGACCCUUUUACGUUUACUGCUUACUCGAUGACAACGGCGGUGACCCCUGGUUGUUGAUACAACGUAGGCAGGGCGGAGAAAUUAGCUUCAAUCACAAUUGGAACGGUUACAAGAUUGGUUUCGGGAACUUGGCCACAAGUUUCUUCAUUGGCCUCGACAAGUUACAUGCAAUCACACAAGUGCAAAUUAAUGAGCUACAAAUCGAGCUGCAUGAUUUCGACGAUACUGUUAAGUAUGCCAACUAUGAUAGUUUCGCAGUGGGCGAUGAGAGCGAAAUAUAUGCACUAAAUGUUUUGGGAUUAUAUUCUGGGACUGCAGACGAUUCCUUGACCACACAUCACAGUGGACAAAACUUCAGUACAUACGAUAAGGAUAACGAAAAUUGGUCCGGGAAUUGUGCGAAGCGCUACAAAUGUGGCUGGUGGUAUAACAACUGCCACAGGAGUAACCUAAAUGGCGAGUAUCUUAAUGGCACUCACGAACAAUAUUCGGAAGGCAUAAUCUGGAAUGCAUGGCACGGUUUGUAUUAUUCGUUGAAAUAUGCGCAUAUGGCUAUAAGGCCAAGAGAUAGUGCAGAAAUGCGCGUGUAUGGAAUUAGGAAGAGGAUAUCCAAAGUAAAAAAGGCAUAAAAAUUAAUAAACAUCUAUCAUAUACUAUAUUCUGUUCAUUUACGACAGUCCGAAAGAGACAUAUUUUUUCAGAACUUACUUGUUGUUUUAACAGAUCUAAGAAUGUUCUUGAAAUAAAUCGUCAAAUCAAAUGGA
Molecule: messenger RNA, 995 nt
Organism: Zeugodacus cucurbitae (melon fly)
Lineage: Eukaryota; Metazoa; Arthropoda; Insecta; Diptera; Tephritidae
Product: ryncolin-1-like
Exons: 2
Coding region: 21-860 (279 amino acids)
Source: RefSeq, a predicted model, not a curated record